Adineta steineri is the source of this 1383-nucleotide messenger RNA. Lineage: Eukaryota; Metazoa; Rotifera; Eurotatoria; Adinetida; Adinetidae. The record is from the annotation of a GenBank genome assembly.
AUGAAUCAAACUUGUCAAUUAUUGAUCUCUAAUAUUACUUCAGGUUCAAUUCAAUUCAGUUUACAUACUUCACUGAUAUUUUUUAAUCAAACAUUAAUAUUACCUCAAAUUAUAAAUGAACUAACAACAAUACCACCAGCAGUUUAUGUUGAAUAUCUAUGGUCAUUUGAUUCGACAUACAGUGAUACCACAUCAACAUUUCAUGGAAUACCAGUAAAUAAUGCGGGCUUUAGUUCAACAACUAUUACAGGUUAUGGUUCUAGUCUUUCUCUAAAUAUAGCAUUUAAUCAAUCGGUGAUCAUAGACACACCAUAUCUAAAUCUAUCUCAACAUUCAUGGACAUUCGAAAUAUGGGUUUAUCCGAAUUCAUUGUUGGCUUCGAAUGAUUAUCCGAUUGUUACUCAAUGUCUGACAUUGACUACAGACAAAUGUCUUCAUUUCACAUUGCGAAAUCAAAAAAUGUAUUUAGGUUUUUAUGGUGAUGAUCUACAAGGCAACAAAACAUUAACGGUAUCAAAAUGGUCUCAUAUCACUUAUGUCUUCGAUAACAGCAGUCGUAAUCAGUCUGUUUACUUGAAUGGUGUAUUCGAUAGUAGUCGACAAUCAAGCGGAUAUUAUGUGGGUGCUCCGACAGGUUUGAUGAUUGGAAGAAGAAAUGAUACGCUUUAUAGAUUUUUUGAUGGAUUCAUCGAUCAACUUCAUUAUACUAAUCGAGCAAAAACAUCAAGUGAAAUUCUUGAUGAUGCUACUCUAACAUUUUAUUUUUCGUUUGAUAACGGAUCAAUUUAUGAUAGUGGUCCACUUAACAUAAAUGGAUCUAUUUUUGGUUCGACAAGUUUUGUUACUGGACAUAUAGGUGAUGCUCUACAAUUGGGUUUAUCUUUCGAAUCUUAUUUUUAUAUACCGAGGUUGGUACUCUUGGGAACUUCUAAUCAACCCUAUUCGAUGUCAAUUUGGAUUAAGCCAGCUGUAAUUAAUAGUUCUUCUAUAAUACAUGUGUCGUCCGGAAACAAUGGUAGUGGUUACUGGUGUCUUGGAAUGCUUGAUCUGAGUUCAUCAGGCCAAUUAAUUGCAUCAUCCUAUGGAAACAGCUCGAUCUCUAUCAAUGGACCUACGUUAUUACAGAAUAAUUGGAGUCAUAUAGCAAUAACCUACAGUUUAACUAAUGGACUUCGUCUUUAUGUCAAUGGGACACUGGUAAACUCGACAACUCCAUUUUCAUAUGUUGCCAGUGGCGUUCCAAGCUUUAUGUUUUUGGGAAAUCCCCUUGCCGGCACCACGUGUAAUGGUGCACAGAAUCAAUUUUUUGGCGCUCUCGAUGAAUUUCGACUUUAUUCGAGAGAACUAACGACUUCUGAUAUUUUAACAUUAUCUAACCUUUGA